CAGCAGGAGUCAGUAUAGGGUAAGGAACAACAAAACAACACAGUACGAAGAAGAAAAUCCUCGCGGCAUAAACAUUUAACCUUCAAAGAGAGGCUGUUACAAAUUACCGCGUUUGCUUCUGAAAUCGUCGAUAAGGUAAUAAUAAUACUAAUAACAUGAGUGAAGAUGACCGUCCUCCUUCGACACUCAAAGACAAAGACUCCACUCUCCUGCUUACUAAAGACGGACAGCGCUACUACGUGAGUAAGAGCGGCGCGGUGGACAGUAGAAAUGUAAUAACGCCGCACGAAGCGGACAACAACGUCUCCUAUGACAUGGACGACGCGGACGAGGAAAGCGACGUGUUGGACACAUCAGACCCCAGAGACAGCGCUGCCAGUCCAGAGGAGCCCAACGACGAGGAAACGUCAGAGGGAGACAAUGCCCCGAAACAGUGCACGUAUGUGGGGUGCAACGAGACCACCACCCAGGUGGCCAAGCAGAGGAAGCCGUGGAUGUGCAAGAAACACCGCAACAAGAUGUACAAGGAUAAGUACAAGAAGAAGAAAAGCAACCAGGCCAUGUCCAGUGGAAAAUUAGACGUAAGAUUGAAUCUUUCCUAA
Molecule: messenger RNA, 602 nt
Organism: Cynoglossus semilaevis (tongue sole)
Lineage: Eukaryota; Metazoa; Chordata; Actinopteri; Pleuronectiformes; Cynoglossidae
Product: regulatory factor X-associated protein-like
Exons: 1
Coding region: 156-602 (148 amino acids)
Biological process (GO): regulation of transcription by RNA polymerase II
Cellular component (GO): nucleus
Source: RefSeq, a predicted model, not a curated record